Serpula lacrymans var. lacrymans S7.9 is the source of this 1339-nucleotide messenger RNA. RefSeq lists its product as uncharacterized. The record is from RefSeq and is a predicted model, not a curated record. Gene Ontology annotation, molecular function: branched-chain-amino-acid:2-oxoglutarate transaminase activity. NCBI's taxonomy places the organism in Eukaryota, Fungi, Basidiomycota, Agaricomycetes, Boletales, Serpulaceae. Gene Ontology annotation, cellular component: mitochondrion. Gene Ontology annotation, biological process: L-valine biosynthetic process; L-leucine biosynthetic process. Bases 37 to 1263 code for a protein of 408 amino acids. The transcript has 8 exons.
GGAGUCAUCCAACUUUGAAAAGCGUGUGCAACUGCGAUGACCGUCGAUUCCAAAUCCCAAAAUGGAGUGAAUGGACACUCCGCCGCUACUCCAGCCGAAAAGAUUCAGAAUAUCAAUGGGCAAGGAGGCCAACCUGAAUUGGCCAAACUUGAUGCUUCAAAAUUGACCAUAGAACUCGCCACUUGCCUGAAACCUCUCCAAGAGCCUGAGACCCUGCGAUUUGGAAUGAAUUUCACGGACCAUAUGAUCGUCGCAACUUUCGACCCUUUGACUGGGUGGUCUAUCCCAGAACUCAAACCAUACGGACCCUUGACUCUCGAUCCAUCAUGUUCAUGUUUUCACUACUGCCCCAACGUUUUCGAAGGUAUGAAGGCACACCUUGGUCCUGAUGGAAAACCAAGACUCUUCAGACCGAAUAUGAACAUGCGACGUCUGGAAGGAUCGGCGGAACGCAUGGCCUUACCACCAAUCGACGGCGACGAAGUGCUCAAGCUGGUCAAAGUUCUGGUCACCACAGACGCCCGGUGGAUACCCGAGGGCGAGUCUUUCAGCCUGUAUCUUAGACCCACUAUCAUUGGCACGCGAGCUUCUCUCGGAGUCACCGCAUCCGAUUCCGCCAUGCUGUACAUCAUCGCGUCUCCCUCAGGACCCUACUUCCCCCAGGGCUUCAGGCCAAUGUCGCUCUUCGCCAUGGGAGAGAACGUGCGCGCGUGGCCUGGUGGUACUGGCGGACACAAAGUAGGCGGAAACUACGCACCUGCGUUCCUCCCGCAGAGGAUUGCUGCGAAGCAGGGGUAUGAUCAGGUUCUGUGGUUGUUUGGGGAGGAAAAGAACAUUACGGAGGCGGGUGCUAUGAACUUCUUCGUUGUAGUCCAGCGUGAUGAUGGAGAUAUGGACGUCAUAACGGCACCUCUGGAUGGCACUAUUCUCCCCGGUGUGACGCGGGCAUCGUGUCUGAUCAUCGCCGCCGACCCAUCCUUCCAAGAGAAGUAUAAACUACGCCUGCACAUCCACGAGCGGACUUUCACGAUGAAGGAGCUGAUGCAGUGGUCGGAGCAGGGCAAGCUGGUCGAGGCGUUCUGUGUGGGCACAGCGGUCAGUGUCGGGUCUGUAAAUAGAAUUGGGUUUGAGGGGAAGGAGAUCACGCUCCCGUUGAAUGGAGCAGUUCUGGGGCCUGUGAGCUACGCCAUCCGAGAGCAAGUGUUGGGUAUCCAGGAGGGACGGGUGCAGUGGGAGGACUGGAGCGUUCUCUGUGAGGAAUAGACAUCAUCUUUAUAUCUAUAAAAUGUAUCUCGGGAUGUACUUUGUGAUGCUGAUAUACACUAGGAUUUUGUACAGU